UUUUUUCAUAUCAAUCCAACUGAUUUGGCGUCGACGCAGUUCACGCCACCUUGAGGAGCUCACAGUGCCAUCAGAAAUUGAAUGAUGAGAAGCUUUCCGUUGGUGGUUGUGUUAAUUGGAUGUGUCUCGUGUGGCGAGCUAAGCGAUGACGGGUCAGGAUUGAAUUUAUGCAGACAGAACCUUACGGACAUCAGUCCGAGUACAGAAUUGAUCAGAAAAGCGCCUUCCACUGUUGAACACAUUACGUUAUGUGAAAAUAAUAUAACGACGGUCAAUCCUUCAUCGUUCCAAAAAUUAGAUGGCUUGGAAAAAUUGAUUCUGGACAACAACGAAUAUUUAAAUUUCCCUUCCAAUGGAAGUCAAUUCAUUUAUCAGGGCUCUCUUACGGAUUUUUUGUGCUUUCGAUGUGGCGUGGACAAAAUAUACAACAAAUCGCUUGCUGGAAUGCCGCGUCUGGAGCAAAUUAAUUUGACUGAAAACAAAAUUACACACAUUGAAGGUGGAGCUUUUCAGGGCAAUGGAAACCUCAAAGUUAUAGAAUUGCGGAGGAAUUUGUUACAACGUGUACCAAGAGAGAUGGUGGAAACACUUGAACAUAUUUUGAAAGUGGAUUUAAGUUUCAACAAUGAACUCGCUCCUGAAGGUGAUCAGCCGUUCUUGAUCAGCGAUGCUCUUGAAGAGUUAUGGUGUAUCCAAUGUGGUUUUGAAACUGUGGAUAAGCGUACAUUUUCCGUAUUGGUCAAUCUUAAGGUUUUAUAUCUAGAAAAUAACAAAAUCACACAGGUCCACGCUCGGGCAUUUGACCAAAUAACUCUAAGACGAUCGGAUUCGGGAACAAAUUUGCUGGUUUCGCUUGAAAACAACAACCUCAAAAGAAUCGUCUCAGAAGUGAAAGCUGGUCUGCAGUUGUGUCUGCAUAACAAUACUAUUGAAUUGGAAUGUUUUCUCAGAGAUAUCCCAGAUAAAGAUAGCUUCGUAUGCCGCAAUUCAACUCAUCCCGAAGUUGAAUGUAUUCCACCAACCACUACGACACUGGCCACAACCUUGACUACCGAGUCAUCGAGGACACCAACAAUCUCCGCCACUAUCUUUAGCACUAUCCCAAUUAACACCGAUCCAAGGCAAGCUGCAAAUAACCCUGCCACCAGUCCAGCUUCUACAACACCAACUCCGGUAAAGCCUCCUGAAGAAGUCUACGGCAUCUCGGAUGCCUAUAUCAGUGGAUAUCUAACAUUGCUCUAUGUAGCACAAAUCAUCGGGCUUGCCAUGCUUUCCGUAGUUUGGUUUAGGCUGAAAAAAUCCGAUUCAGAAGUGGAUCGAUACGCGGAGACCAUUGUGAAUCCGAACCCGAACUAUCGGGCCAUCCAGUGACAACAUUUUAGGCUUACAAUUAUUAGUCAUCGCCAUCAGGCAGCAUUUUAUUCGAUUGAUAUCAGUAGCUUUAAGGACGGAUCGGAUUGACUAGCAUGCGAAUGAAUAAUCUCCCUUGUUGAUAAGAAUUUGUAGGGAAACCGUUAUCAGUUAUGAAAACAAAUAAACCAACGAAUUGCGAACGAGU
Messenger RNA from Aedes aegypti (yellow fever mosquito), 1558 nucleotides. RefSeq names its product vasorin. The record is from RefSeq and is a predicted model, not a curated record. The coding region runs from base 82 to 1371 and encodes 429 amino acids. NCBI's taxonomy places the organism in Eukaryota, Metazoa, Arthropoda, Insecta, Diptera, Culicidae. The transcript has 2 exons. Gene Ontology annotation, molecular function: protein binding.